AUGGCAGUAAACACGGACAUAAUGCAGGAAAACAUGAUUGCUGUCUCUAUACGCACGAUUCCGGUUGUGGCGGAACCUGCUUGGCUGGCUGCUAGUAAGCUGGGCGUCACAGAAUACUCUUGGUGCAACACUAGCAGCCUCUUCAACCUGUUCCCGAUAAUCACUGAUCGAUUUGCUGUCCGAGCGGCAAAUCCUGGCGAUUUUUACUCUCUGUCUAGUUUGAAGCGCAACCCGCAGCAGUUGCGCUUAGCCGAGAAGGCAGUGGAAGCAUUUGCUUCACUUUCUGUGUCAAGAAUAUCAACAGAAGUCAUUCUUUCCACCGUCAAUCUGACCAGCAGUGCAGCUCAAUCCACUGUGACUGAGAGCGGAAAUAUUAAUGCCACGACAGAUGCUAUCGCUUCUAACCCAAAUACAACAGAAAUCACAACUGCUGGAACUACUACCACUACCACCACAACCACCACAUCCACUACAACCACCACAACCACCACCACCACUACCACCACCACCACCACCACCACCACUACUACCACCACCACCACUACAACAACAAUUUCUCCUGCAUCUCUGUUUCACACGGAUGGUCGAGUUAUUGACGCCACCAAAUAUGGCUCCUGGACUGAGGCCUGUGGUGCAUUGUUUCUGUGGGGGAAAACUGUGGUUGAUUGGCAAACAAAUUACGUAAAAUGCUGUAGUCUGGGGAUGACACCAAUUGCCAUUGAAAACGACGACAAAAGGAAUUGUUUAGAAAAUAUGACCAAGCCAGCAUCUUUGUGGAAGUAUAAUGCCAACUACUGGAGCGCGGCUCUCAAAUCGGUUAAUGGAACGUUCCAAUGGCGUCUGCCAAAUAUGACAAAUUUCAAAUCAACAAUUGACAACACGUCGUUGUAUUGGCUGCGGGGACAGCCAAAUAACUCGGUUGGGAACAACUGUGUUCAUCUGCGAGUCGAUAAAGGCAUCGGCAAAGUAUUUUUAACCAGCAAAAAUUGCACCAAUCUCUACGUUUUCGGAUGCCAAGGACCAACUACCCCUCCACCAGCUUGCUCUGCUCCAAAAUGUCCAGAACUCAACUGUGACAAAAAUGUGUCAUUGUUCAGCACAUACGUUGCAGACGGCGUAACUCUUUACCUUACGAAUGCAAGCAAAUACGGGUUCUGGUACUCAAUCAAUGGAAGAUUCUACCUUUUCAGCUCGGCGAAAAUGACUUGGUUGGAAGCGAUGAAGUCGUGUUGUGCAAUCGGAAUGAAGAUUCUGAGUGUAGAAUUCGACUAUGAAUACAACAAUUUAAUUGAAGCAGCUAAAAAUUCAUCAAAUGCUGAAGGAUCAUUUUGGACCUCUGGAAGCGACGAAGCUUGCGAAGGUAAAUUCGGUUGGUGUGCGGCGAACAAACUGGUCAGAAAACAAGAGGCCGUGUGGUCCCCUGGACAACCAGAUAAUUUCGGAAGAAAAGAAAACUGUCUCAUUCUCGGCUUGAGCAAAACUGGAGCACUUCUGAAUGACGUGGACUGCUCGAACAGUCAAAAGUACAUAUGCGAGGCGCGGGAUACGAGAAAUACCCCGGUCCAUUCAGAUGCAAUAGUUGAAGAAUGCGCUGCGGUGUUCAAUUUAUCAAAAGAAGAGACUCAGGCCAUAUUCAAUAUGACUAAAUUUACUCUUCAAAUAAAGUGCUUUCUAAAAUGUGUUGGGGAAAACGGAGGAUUUAUGUGGGACGGGCAACUUAUUGACGAGAGGGUCAUUUUGCUGGCUGAGAUGUUUGCACAAGAUUCUGACACACGAUUACAAGAAAACAUGGAUGCCAUCUCAACUUGCGGUUCAAAAAGGGGAAUGGAUGAGUGCGACACAGCUGCUUUAAUUUUUCAAUGCGGCCAAGAAACUGCCCCGGAUUUAGUGACCAACUUGAUUAACACGGCGCAACUGGAUACAUCGGCAGAAUCGGUACCACUCCCUAGAAUUGCACCCAAAUGCCUUACUGACUAUGAAUGUGUAAUCAAUCAAACAAUGAGAGAUGACUACAUGAAUGACCGAGCAAUACAAGAUACAGAAAUAUUCACGGCUUGUGGAAAAAAAUACCUCCUUGUUAUAAUAAGCCUUUCUUAUCAAGACGCCUUUUCUCUAUGCUGUAAAUAUGGUCUUAAGAUGGUUUCAAUUGAGACCAUCGAGGAAAUGUAUUGUAUCGACCGUUCAAUAGGAAUGUCAUUAAGAGAUGAUUCGUAUGGUUUCAUCUGGGCAGCGGCGAGCAGACUUGGUGCCUCAGACCGUUUAGACUACAGAUGGUGCACUUCAGGCAGCCGAGUUAAUCUAACGCCUGAACUUCAAGACCGCUACACCAAUCGCAAUCCCUACCUCGAAUGGUUUUUGUACUCAAUUAAAUUGAGACCGAAUGGGUCGAUACCAUUUGCUGCCGUGUCACGAGAACGCCUUGCGAGUAAGCUGAACACCUUAUGCGAACCUUGAACUAAGUUCGAUUUCUUUGGUUCUACACAACUUUUCAAGUAUAUUUUUUUCCAAAACACACACUACAGGUGAUGCGCAUAUUAAUUUUAAGAAACACAGAGGAAAUCUGAAGUGCUUAAAUCCUGAUUGACAGCUUUCAGUCUAAUACAUUUGCGGUUUGAGCUUUAUUUGAGGAAGGUAUUAUGCUUCCCGCGUCUAAGCACAUUUUUAUUUACGUACCAAAGCUAGUUUGAUAGUAGAUGAGAAAUUGAAUAUUCAAAUCAGCUGCUUUAAAAGAGCUGCUCUCAGAUUUCAUUUCUCAGUGUUAAUAGGAGAUUGAUAUUUUAAUUGUUUUGAGUGCUCUACAGAUAACAGAUAUAGUUUAGAUUUGGAUUUUUAUUUGAAGUGGUCAGAUAAAUGUUUGCUUGAAAUAAAUUUUAGUUUUCCCUGACAGCCAGUUGAUUUAAAUGCGUUCCAUUGGAUAUGAUAUACUAGGAACUAGCUUUUUGAUGACGAUGAGAUCUUUUCUUAUUCCUUGGCUGUAACGUUUAGUCGGAAAAAGAUGACGUGCAUUAUAUUUUUAAUUUACGUUAUUUU
Messenger RNA from Cloeon dipterum, 3030 nucleotides. RefSeq lists its product as uncharacterized. Lineage: Eukaryota; Metazoa; Arthropoda; Insecta; Ephemeroptera; Baetidae. Bases 1 to 2454 code for a protein of 817 amino acids. The record is from RefSeq and is a predicted model, not a curated record. Gene Ontology annotation, molecular function: odorant binding. The transcript has 22 exons.